AUGAAAGUGAAGGUGCUCAACCUUAGCACGUGGAACGUGCGAACUCUGCUUGACAUCACCAAGGCUGUCAGACCAGAAAGAACAGCACUGGUUGCCAAAGAACUAGCCCGCUAUAAUGUGGACAAUGCAGCACUCAGCAAAACACGCCUAGCAGACAAGGGCCAGCUUACAGAACGUGGUGGUGGGUAUACCUUCUUCUGGAGUGGUCGCAGCAGCACUGAACGACAAGAGGCUGGCGUUGGAUUUGUCAUCCGAUCCCACCUCGCUCAUAAACUUGCCAAGCUUCCAGAGGGCAUCAACGAUCGCCUGAUGACGCUUCGGCUCCCACUUGGCAAUAACAGGAGUGCAACGCUGAUCAGUGCAUAUGCCCCAACGAUGACCAACCCAGAUGACAUCAAAGAUAAGUUCUAUGAAGAACUUGACGCCCUCAUAGCAGCAGUCCUACAGUCAGAGAAGCUUAUUGUUCUCGGGGACUUUAACGCCAGAGUGGGGACAGAUUACCAGACCUGGGAAGGGAUUCUUGGAAGACAUGGUAUUGGCAAGUGUAACAACAAUGGCCUGCAUGACCUUGUCAUCACCAACACCCUAUUCUGCCUCCCUACCCGUAACAAGACAUCUUGGAUGCAUCCACGCUCUAGGCACUGGCAUCUGAUUGACUAUGUCAACACCAGAAAGAGGGACUGGCAAGACGUGAGAUUGACAAAGGCCAUGUGUGGUGCCGACUGCUGGACUAAUCACCGACUCAUAGUGUCCAAGUUUAAACUUCACAUCCUGCCUGUGAGAAGACCCCAAGGUCAGAAGACUGCAAAGAGGCUCAGUGUCUCCAAGCUGACGAGCUGCGUAGUUGAAGAAGAACUUCGUGAAGACCUAGAUAGCAGGCUGCUUGACACACCCCAGGAUGACCACACCAGCAUUGAAGAGCAGUGGACGGCUUUCAGAGAUGCAGUCUACUCUACCGCUCUCAAACACCUCGGACCAGCAGUCCAUAGACAUCAAGACUGGUUCGAUGAGAACGACAAGGAGAUACAGGCACUGUUGUCAGAGAAACACCAACUGUUCAGCGCGCACCAGAACGAUCCCAUAUCACAAGCAAAGAUAGAUGCCUUCGCUAGUGCAAGACGGAAAGUGCAGAAGAAACUCCGGUCGGAGACUUUGAUGGACCUUCACCACCGCUGUUGUAGGUACGGCCAGGGAUUGCUGAACCUGAUGUGCGGUCAAGCCAACAGUUUAACUUACAGGGAGUCAAACAGGACUGCCGCCUCAGCCAGCUCUCUCCACCCGUACACCUCACUCGGGGGCUCCAGCAAAGAAGGCAUCACGCAGGUACCGGAGGAUGGUCACACCUCUCCCUCUGAACAGCCCCACGGUCAUGCAGUAGAGGAGAACGGCCACAGCCCCUCGAGACCUCCGCGGGCACUCCAGUCACCAGACAGAGCCGUCAGCCCAUGUACCGAGGUAGGAGCCUUCCACCACGCGCUGCAUCCUGCUGGCACGGAACCCAAGAUGUCGGAGAUGGUGGAGCUGGUUGUGGAGACAGAGGCUCAGGUCGGAGCAACUGGAUUCAGUGUGACGGGAGGGGGGAAGGACGGAAUCUUUAUCAAGGAGGUGCUGAAGAACUCCCGGGCUGCAAAGGCACUCAAUCUGAAAGAGGGAGACCAGCUCCUCUGUGCCAAGGUCUACUUUGACAAUGCCAAGUACGAGGAUGUGGUGAGGAUCCUGCAGAGUGCUGAACCAUACAAAGUUGCUUUCUGCCUCAAGCGGACGGUGCCCAGUGCUGACGUGGCCAUUUCUCCUGAGACUGGGAGCCUUGAACUGAGAGGGCCAGAAGCCAAAAAGACAAAGCUGAGUGUCAAGAGCAUCUCCCCUGUGAAGAAGACCAAGCAGCUGAAGAAGGGAAGGAUCCUCAGCAAAGAUGAGGCAGCUGUGGAACUAGAUGUGCCAGUGGACGUGGAGUUUGCUUUCCCCAAGUUCUCCAGGUUUAAAAGAUUGAGUAUCACCUCCCCCAAAGAUGAGGCAGCUUUGAAAGGUGAGGGCACGGUGAGACACCCCGAGGUGGAAGCUGAGCUUUCCUUUGGAGAGGGGCAGAUUAAGGGCAAGAAGAAGAAGAUCAGGUUCCCAGGAUUCCGUGUGAGUGAUCCCGGGAAGGUCAAAGUCGAGGUUGGCAUGGAACCGAAGGAGAAAGCUGCUGUCUUGGCAAAACCACCGCAGGUCGCAGAGGAGGACCAGGAGGUGAAGAAAAAAAUUAAAAUGCCUUCAUUUGACCUGACGAAAAAGGAGAAGAUAGAAGCUCCAAGUCCAAAGGCAAAAGUGGGAGUCUUGGCUGACGGAGGAACGGCUGAGAGCAAGUUACUGCUGGGGCUCCCAGUGCAAGCUCCAAAGCUUGAACUAGAUAUUGGAUUACCGAAGGCUGACAUUGAGGUCAAAGGCCCUUCAGCUGAAGGGGAAGUCGAUGCAAAAGGACCCGGCUUUAAGGUAAAAAUGCCCUUGCUUGAACUGAUAGGUGUGGAGGGAAUGGACACAAAACACAAAGCAGAGAGCAAGGAGGCAGGAGGUCAAGUGGAAGGGUCAGAGGGCAAGCUGAAAAUGCCUGCCAUUGACAUUUCUGUACCGAAAAUAAUGCCGUGUGAAGAAGAUGUAACUGUAUCAGGGGUUGAGAUUGCUGUCGGCAGCUCUAAGACACUUGGGCUGGAAGGAAAGAUAAAAGAAAUUGCACAGAAGGUCACGACAAUUGACAUCUCAGCCCCCAAGGUACCAGAUGUUGAUAUUAGUCUACAAAAGGUUGCAGUAGAACUCCCCACUGUGGGACCUGGGCCGUGGGACUCUGCGACCACAAAGGCUGAUGCCCAGAAGUCUAAAAUCACCAUCGAAGGACCCGAAACAAGACUGAAGAUGCCCAAGGUCUCACUUCCAGAAUUUGGCAUCUCUGCCAAGGAAAGCACGGCAGAGGCAGCUCCAGAGGUUUCGGGCCCUGUGAUAAAGAUGCCAAAGGUUGAAGUUUCCAUGCCCAAAGUGAAACUAGACGAGGCCCGAGCUGAUGUUCCCAUGCCAAAGACAGAAGCUGGGGUGUCUGGGUUGCAUGUUUCCAAGGUUAAACUUGAUAUUAAGGGCCCUCAGUCGGAAGAUCAUGAGGCCAAAAUGAAGCUCCCAUCAGUGAAGGUGCCAACCAUUGACAUCGCGGUGCCCAAGGUCACACUGCCAGAUGUUCAGCUUCCGGUGGGUAAGGCAGAUGUCGCACCAGAUGGGAAAGCAGCAAAAGUGUCAGGGGUUGGGCAGCAGCCGGAGGGAUUUGACCUGAAGCUGAAAGUACCAAAAGUUUCCCUCCCAAAGUUGUCAGCCGGCGGGAAAGAAGUGGAGGCGGGCGCCAAGGUAGCCACGGAUGGAGAGGAUGCCAAGCCCAAGCCUCCCAUGAUAACCAUGCCCAAGUUUGAGAUUGCCAUUCCCAGAAUGAAGCCUGCAGAAGUGGAGAUGGGAACUUGUGUGGACGCUGAGGUCAAAGAUUCAGGCUUCACAAUGGGGAAACUGCCCGGUGUCAAAAUGCCCAGCCUGGACAUAUCUGCACCCAAGGUGAAGAUCCCUGAUGUUAACGUACACCUUCCAUCAGGGAGAGCCGAAGCCCUGACUGCUGAAGGAGGUGGGGACCAACCAUCCGAAUCGAGCUUAGAAGGCUUUGAGCUGCAGUUGAAAGUGCCAAAAGUCUUGCUCUCCUCGUUUGGUACGUCACCUAGCAGCAAGGAGGCAAAAGCUGAACCGAGUAGCCCCAAAGGCGGCUCUAAAAUGCCCACUGUUGAUCUGUCAGCGUUCAAGGUCAAAGUCCCUGAAGUUGAUGUCCGCCUUCUGAAAGGAAAAGCAGAUGCUCCUGCUACCAAGUCACCGAAGACUGAUGUGGCCAGUGGCGUGCCAAAGGCUACCAUGGAAGGACCUGAGGUCACUCUUCAGCUCCCAAAGUUAUCACUCCCAAAGUUUGAUAUUUCCAUUAAAGACAAAGAGGCUGAAGCAGAGGUGAAGGCAGCCAAGGAGACAGAUGCUGAUGCAAAAUGCCCGGCACUUAAAAUGCCUAAAUGUGAAGUAGCUGUACCCAGAAUGAGACUGAGUGAGGCGGAGGUGUUUGCCCCAACAGCAGAGACAGAUGUCAAAAGGGAAACAAAGAUCUCAAAGGGGAAAAUUGAAGUGGAAGAUGCAGAAACAAAAGUGAAGAUGCCUUCGGUGAAACUGCCCACAAUCGACACGUCAGCUCUUCAGGUUAAGGUCCCAGAAGUUGACAUAAAUCUGCCGUCAGUGAAGUCACCUUUCUCCAUUGAGCACGAUUCCAAAGUUGACAGUGGUGGAAUUAAGGUGGAAGGGCCCGAUGCUAAAGUGAAGAUGCCCAAAAUAUCUCUCCCAAAGUUUGAUUUGAAAGGUAAAGAGGUGGGGAGAGAUGGGAACAUGCCAGAAGCUGAGCUGAAGGUGAGCCAUGUUGAGGGAAAGGUCCAGGCCAAAGGAAAGGCUCUCGACUCAGGUGUCAAAGAAGGUGUAGAUAUAGAUGACGUAAAGCUGAAAGGGAAAGAGGGAAGGUUUAAGAUGCCAAAGAUCAAAAUGCUUUCUUUUGGGACUUCCAAAAAAUAUGAAGAGGACGUCAAUAUCCCAGUCCCUAGUGGAAAGUCUCCUGAAGUCAAGGCCAAAACAGGAUCUUUGAGUGCAGAAGCAGAUGGGUCUGGCAGCAAACUGAAAAUUCCCAAAGUACAGAUGCCCUCGAUUGGGAUCUCGGUGCCUGAGAUAAGGAGGCCGGGGGCAGAGGUUGAUGUUUCGGAAGUGGACCUGAAGACUUACGGGGGGGAGUUAAAGAUUCCAAAAGUGAAAGUCGAUGCGGAAGUGGGUGAUCCCAAGGAGAAACAGAAGCUCCCAUCAAUGAAGAUGCCAGCGAUUGACAUUCCAAUGCCCAAGGUAAAGGCACCUGACGUUGACCUCAGUUUCCCCAUGCCGAAGAUCGACACCACUCUCAGAGGAACGGAGGGUGAGGCCACUUUAAUAAGCUCUGAAGCUGAUGAGGCAGCCUUCAAACUGAAGAUGCCCAAGCUGGAAUUGCCCAAGUUUGGGGUGUCUGAGUCAAAGGAUAAGGAACCAGGGGAAGACACCUCCAGCCCAGGGGUAGGUGAGGCUGACGGCAAGGGUACAAGCUUCAAAACAAGAAUGCCCAAGAUUGACAUUUCCCUCCCUAAAGUUAAACCAUCAGAUGCUGACAUCGAUAUGGAUGCUUCCCUCCUCGAGGCUGAAGGGCCUGUGGCAGAGGAAAGGUUUAAAAUGCCUGGUUUUACAUUGCCAAAGAUCUCGCCACCAAAACUGAAAGCUCCCAAAAUCGAUAUUAACUUCAGUCACUCCAAAGACAAGAGCGAUUCCUCUGACCUCAAAGUUGACACAGAGGAGUCGGGGGCUGAAUUUAAGCUAAAGAUGCCUCAGGUGUCCUUGCCGAGUUUUGGGUUGUCUGGGGCGGGGGCAGAGAAGGUGGAAGUCAGCCUCCCCAUGGAGAAACCCAAGCCAAAAGUGAAAGAGGAAGUUAAAUCUCACCUGGUGGGAGGAGAGGGACAGGAAGGGCAAGAGGAUAAAAUCAUUGGUGGGAUCAUUAAAAUGCCCAAGUUUCGAAUGACAACAUCGAAAGACAAGGCCUUAGAGGACACAACUGAAGCAACUAAAUCUGAAACAGAAACAGAGGGAGGCAAGUUGAAACUGAAACUGCCAAAAAUUGGGAUCUUGUCAAAAUCCGCCGAGAUGGAAGCUGACCUGGAGAUGGAAGGCUUGGAAGGAAAAGGCAAAGAGUCCAAACUGAAAAUGUUUGGCCUGUCUCCUGGGAAAGACCAGAAAGGUGAAGUGGGAGAGUCCGGGCAGGCAGAAGGGGAUUCCGAAGGAGCUAAGUUCAAGGUUAAGAUUCCGUCAGUUACUAUUGCAGCUCCAAAGAUGAAAGGACCAGAUGCUGACCUGGAUGUCAAUUUUCCAAAAGGCAAGGACUCUUCUGUUAACCAUGAAAUCAAAGGUGUAGCAAAGGAAGGGAGGGUUGAGAUCUCAGUCCCCGUUAUUAGCUCUGACAGUUCGGAAUCCAGGUUUAAAAUGCCCAAGCUGACCAUGCCUGAUUUUGGGAUGUCCGGGAGUGGCAGGAAAGAUGACGAUGGAAUGGUGACAGGGAAGGUGAAGGAAUUCCGAAGGUCGAAGGGCGAGGCGGACGUUGAUGGGUCAGACGUGGAUGCUGAGAGCAAGCUCCAGGUGCUGAAGGUGAAGAUGCCGAAAGUCGAGAUUGGCUUUACCAAAGAUGAAACUUCCACAGGUGAUAAAGCUGAGAUUGGAGCAGGCCAGAAGCCUGGCGGAGACAUCACUGGAUCGGGAGCGAUGUCCACAAAGGUGCCCUUUAAAAUGCCCAGUGUGGAAAUCUCAUCCCCUAAAACCAGUGACUUAUGUGCUGGGAUGGAAAAAGGUGGUGACGACGUUGGCCUGCCGCUCGCAGAGGGAAAAGGAACUCUUCGUGAGGUUGAUGCUGAUGCUCUUGAGCUGAAGGUACCCAAGGUUACAUUGCCCUCAUUUGGAUCCUCCAAGCAGAAGGUCCAAGGAGAACCUGGAGACAGAAGCAGCUCUGGGGCUAAAAUAGACAUUAAAGGUCCCCAGGUUCAGGUGGAGGCAGGGGGCGUCUCGGAGAGUAUGCUAAGCAAGCUAAAAAAUAAAAUGCCAAACGUCGGAGUGGAGUUAUCCGGUGGUAAGGAGCAAGAGGAGGCGGGCUCAUCCACAGCUGUUGCUGACACAAAGGGUCGGGCAGUCAGUUCUCAGUGGGGCGCGGGGCUUGAGGGACCUGAUGCAGAGUUGAAAACCGACAAAACCAGGAAGCAGCUGCUUGGCUUUUCUGUGUCAAAACCGAAGAGUCCUGAGGAACGUGUGAGAAGCAAGGCCAGGGACCGCAGUAGGUCACCAGCUGAGUCAGGCAGUGCAGAGGCCAAGCUGAAGAUGUCCAAGGUGAAGAUGCCCAGUUUUGAAAUCUUGAGGCCAAAGGGUAAAACCACGGAGUUCAAUGGAAACGGAGAGCGGGGUGAUUCAACGAGGAAGGGAGAGUGGGAGAUUCAAACCCCCUGGAAAAACGGUGCCAGAGUUGAGGAAACUGAUGAGCCAGACAGCCUGGAUGGGAAAUCAAAAAUGAAGCUGAAACUGCCAAAGGUUAGUUUCACACCUAUUAAAUCACCCGCUGUUAAUAUAAUGACGGGGGAGGCACCAGCAGUUCACAUUAAUGGGGAUAGCGAAGAGUCUGGAAGCCCCGGAAAAAUGGGGAGAAUAAAACUUCCAAAAGUUGAGUUUUCCUCACCCUAUCAGAAGGUCAAGGAUAGUGACAACGAACUGAACCUUCAGCUGGUCAAAACAGAGAUGUCCAUCUCCAAGGAUGACGCAGGCCCCCAAGCCCAUUCUGAUCAGUCCUUCAGGACCUCCUCUCCUCGAGCUAACAGAGAGGAUGUGAGGGGUUCAAAAAUCAAAGCACCUAAAAUCAGCUUCUCUGGGUUCAGAAAGAAGAGCGGUGAAAAAGCUGGGUCCGACGAAGACACGGAAAUGUCAAAUCUGGUAACAUCAACCGCCAGGAUGGAGCUGGUAUCCCAGGAUUCGGGAGGAGAUACUGGUCACACAAAGUCUAAAAGCAUACUGGGCUUUACUUCUGGCAAGUCUAAAGAUGUGUCAGCCACAGGAAAAGAGCCCAAAGCAAAGGGCAGCCCAGGGGAUGAGAGGGAACAGGCAGACAGCAAAGACAAGUCGGCCAAGUUCAAGCUCCCAAAGUUGUCCCUUGGCAACAAGUCCAGCUCUCUGGAGUAUGAAAACAACACCCACUUGGAGGGGCAACAGGAGAGUGAGGAGGGUACAACGCGACUCUUUAAACUGCAGAUGCCUAAAGUGGGCUUCACAACUAUCUACCAGGAGCGCAAUUCAGAGGAGAAGAUCGUGGGGGAGAUUAGUUCUGUGAUUAUGUCAAAGAGCAAAAGACAGGUGAAAGCUGGAACUUCGGCUGACAAAUCAACCAGCAUUUAAGUGAAGCCCGGAAACAGCGGGUGCUGAAGGCCUGAGAUGCGGGUCAGAGACUAGACUGCUUUCGACAGAAGCCCCCCUUCUUCGGGCUCAGCUUUAACAGCAUUCCUGUGUGAUAGAACCUGGACAGACGAUGGUUUCGAUGUACUGGAACUGACGAAAGAAACUAAACUGUCCAUUGUAGUACCAGCACUAACACGUUACAGUAGAGAUUGCUGAAGCAACUACCAUGUGACUAACAAUGUGUACAAGUUCUCUCACAGACACUGGUCCCUCAUCCUCUGCUGGCAGCUUCCAAACCUGCUUAGAUUAGCAAUAAAAAUAUAAUGAUUUAAAUAUGUUAAAUAUGGAUUAAAAAUGCAGGGUUAAGCUUUUAUCUAAUGAGUAAAAGGUAAACAGUGGCCUAUUCCCUUUUGGUGACGAUGAGAGAUAUCUUGAGGAAGAAUCAGUCAGAGGGACUUCCCGCAGCGAGGGGGGUGAGGUCAUCAGACAGAGGGGUUCCCAUAUACAGAGGUGAGGCAAUCGUACAGCAAAGCGGGGCAUCUAGAGGAUCACAAACAAGAGAAAAUCUGCAGAUGCUGGAAAUUGAAUAAUACACUCAAAAAGCUGGAGGAGCUCAGCAGGCCUGGUGAAGAGUCUCGGCCCAAACAUCGACUGUUUAUUCUUUUCCAUGGAUGUUGCCAGGCUUACUGAGUUCCUCCAGCACUUUGUGCGUACAACUAGAGGUUGAGUGGAUUCUAUGAGGUGACAGGAUUGAAUAGAUCCCAGGAAGUAAUUGGAGGUGCAUGAGUCGCACAAGGUGAGAGGGAGGAAGUGAUGGAUCCCAGUUUUAUUCAGUAGAUCAUAGGCUGACUGGGCUUUGUCACUUUGGCCUAUUUUACCCACUCCAGGCAUCCUGACUCAAUGAAUGUAUUCAACAGUGAUGAUGUCUUGUCCUAAGUGCAGUGGGAUUAGUGGGUAAGAGGGCACAAUUGGGCAGAGAAGGAGACCAACAAGUCAUCUAACUCCACCAAUAACUGUAGGACUCGCAUGAGUUCAUUCGGGUACUGAUUGAGAAAAGUGAGCACCAACAAUUCUCAUCAGCAUCAGAAUUCAUUUGACUCCAGCUUUUAGGAUAUGUUUCAUGUGCAUACGAUUAAGACCAUAAGACACUGGGGCAGAAUUGGGCCAGUCAGCCCAUUGAGUCUGCUCUGCCAUUUCAUCAUGGCUAAUUUAUUAUUCCUCUCAACCUCAUUCUCCUGCCUUCUCCCCGUAACCUUUGAAGCCCUGACUAAUCAAGUACCUCUGCUUAAAAUAUACAAAAUGACUUGGCUUUCACAGUCGUCUAUAUUCAUAAAUUCCACAGAUUUAUUACCUUCUGGCUGAAGGAAUUCCCCCACAUUUUAGUUAAGCUCACUGAAGAAGUUGUCAAUCCAGAGCAGAGAAGGUUUACCCCUGAACUCAUUGUUGGCCAAUGGAAGCCCAUUGAAGAAAUCAAUGAGAAAUUGGUCCUCAGUCACAAAGGAACAGGAGUAGGCCACUCGGCCCAUCAAGCCUCUCUAGCCAUUCGCUAUAAUCACAGCUGAUCAGCUCCUGGCCUUUCUCAUUACUAGCUGUAAAGAACAGAGAUGAGGAGGAAUUUCUUUAGCUAGAGGGUGAUGAAUCUCUGGAAUUCAUUGCCACAGGUGGCUGCAGAGACCAACUCAAUGGGUAUAUUUAAAGUGGAGGAAAAUGGGUUCUUGAUUAGUCAGGGCAUCAAAGGUUAUGGGGAGAAGGCAGGUGAGUGGGGUUGAGAGGGAUAAUAAAUCAGCCAUGAUGGAAUGAUGGAGCAGACUCGAUGGGCCAAAUGGCCUAAUUCUGUUCCUAUAUCUUAUGUUCUAAAUGCACAAGAUAGGGCAGGUGCACAAGGAAAUCCAACAAAAUGAUGCAUUGUGUGGGUUACGCAUUAAACUCACGUGACCAAGGAUAAGUAUCUAAUCUGUGUGCGUGUUUGAAUAAACACGUUGGGACUGACAACUGUAAAAUGGUUUCAUUAUAGGGUAUGCACAGAUUGAAUUGGAUUAGCUCCUCAAGGCUCAGUGAUGAAAGAAGGGUUAAGUAGGUUAAGAUAAGGUGACAGUAGUUUAAAUCAGCAGGUUUGCCAGUUAGUGAAAGUGAUCCUUCUUACAGACUUCACCCCGACCAGCUUCGUAGCAACUUUUAAUUCUUAGCUUCUUUGACACAAUUCAUGAACGUCAUUCCCCAAGAGGCUGGUGUGUAGGGCCAACAGAUACUGGAGUGAUGCACAGUGGCCCCAACACUGACUGACCGGAGAGAAUGAAGGAUUUACUUUGGAGAAUACAGCGAUUUGCAGCGUUCUCUCCUCCUGCAAGCGCUCCGACAUUCCUGCGUUUAAUAUUUUCUGUUCAAAUAAAAAUUAACCACUUUUAAAGUACUGAAGUUCUUUAAGUGCCUUGAUAUAGAUACGUUCUUGUCAUGUUUAAGAGGUAUUUAAUUCUCCAAGCCUGAAUACGUGGCUGUUUCCCGAUGUGAUCCUAUGUGGCAUCACAUUCUUCAUCUGACUUUAAUUGGGAGGAAAUGCAGCAGGAGAGCUGACUGCUAUAUAUUGUUUUAUAUACAAUAUAUAUUGUUAUAUACUGUAUAUAUAACAAUAUAUAUAUUGUUUUAUAUACACACGCACACACAUGCACACGCGCAAACACACAUACAUGCACACACACUUUCUCUCUAUUUUCUUUCUCUCUGAUUUUCUUUCACACAAUUCUUCUCUCAUCCCCACAUUCUCAGAGUCAAAGAAAAGUACAGCACAGAAUCAGGCCCUUCAACCCAUCUAGUCUGUGCUGAGCCAUUUAACCUGCCUACUCCCAUUAACCUGCACUGGGACCAUAGCCCUCCAUACCCCUACCAUCCAUGUACCUAUCCAAAUUUCUCUUAAACGUUGAAAUUGAGCUGGCAUGCACCACCUGUGCUGGCAGCUCAUUCCACGCUCUCACAAUCCUCUCAGUGAAGAAGGUUCCCCUCAUGGUCUCUUUAAACUUUUCACCUUUCACCCUUAACCCAUGACCUCUAAUUGUAGAACCACCUAACCUCAGUGGGAAAGGCCUGCUUGCAUUUACCCUGUCUAUACCCCUAAUAAUUUUGUACACCUCUAUCAAAUCCAUAUAACUCAGACCUGGCAACACCCUUGUAAAUUUUCUCUGGACUCUUUCAACCUUAUUUAUAUCUUUCCUGAGGGUAGGUGACCAAAACUUCACACAAUACUCCAGAUUAAGCCUCAUCAAUGUCUUAUACAACUUCAACAUGACAUCCCAUCUCCUGUACUCAGUACAUUGAUUCAUGAAGGCCAAUGUGCCGGAAGAUUUCUUUAUGAAUCUUCUACCAGUACUGCCACUUGUAUUAUGGAUCUGCAAUUCCAGAUCCCUUUGGUCUCUGACACUCCUCAGUGCACCACCGUUCACUGUGCAAGGCCUACUCUAGCCUGGCUGGUCCUCCCGAAGUGCAGCACCUCAGGCUUCUCUCCAUUGUCUCUCAUUUUCUCUCACUUUUUCAAUUUCACCAUUUCUUGCUCUCUCACACUCUUUCUUUCUUGCUGUCUCUCUCUCUCUCUUUCUCUCUGGGACUACCUUCCCCAGUUCCACAAUCAAGUGCAGACUGAGGAAACACAGUUUUUGUCAUGUAGUACAGUGUCUGAGUGACCACGAAGGUCUGGCCUGGCCUGGCAGGUAUCUUUAACCUGCCCACGCUCUUUCCUGCUCUAUUUCACAGAACCUGCCAUCAUUGCAGAUGAGCACUGCAGUCUAGGGCAUACAUACACUGCAAUCAUCUUUCUACCCCAUGCCAAUUGCAUUAUCAUUUUCAAUGCUUAGACACUGUACAUAUUAACAGCAUGUUUUACAUUAGAUUCACAUUCAUGUUGCUGGACAUGACAACAGAUAUCGUGAUUAUUUCCCCAUGUCAGUAACAUUUUUUGAAAAUAAGCUGUUUUAUAAAACCUUGUGAGAAUGCAGCUGUGUAUUUGAGCAAAGCCGACAUGACUUUGGAGAAUUAGAUAACUCUCGGUCCCAUCUAUUGGGAUUCUUUUGAUCUUGUGAUUGUAACAUGUAAACUUAGUGUGGAAUAUAUUUUUAAUGAAUAACUUUAACCAUGAGUGGUAAUAAAGAUGAGAGAAUGCUCA
This is a messenger RNA of Hypanus sabinus (Atlantic stingray), 12172 nucleotides long. RefSeq names its product neuroblast differentiation-associated protein AHNAK-like. Gene Ontology annotation, biological process: regulation of RNA splicing. The transcript is spliced from 8 exons. Lineage: Eukaryota; Metazoa; Chordata; Chondrichthyes; Myliobatiformes; Dasyatidae. The record is from RefSeq and is a predicted model, not a curated record. Gene Ontology annotation, cellular component: cytoplasm; nucleus. The coding region runs from base 1 to 8022 and encodes 2673 amino acids. Gene Ontology annotation, molecular function: protein binding.